Messenger RNA from Phytophthora nicotianae INRA-310, 1779 nucleotides. RefSeq lists its product as hypothetical. The transcript has a single exon. Lineage: Eukaryota; Oomycota; Peronosporomycetes; Peronosporales; Peronosporaceae. Bases 1 to 1779 code for a protein of 592 amino acids. Gene Ontology annotation, molecular function: guanyl-nucleotide exchange factor activity. The record is from RefSeq and is a predicted model, not a curated record.
AUGACCAUGUUGGAGUCUGUGGUGCCUCCUAAGCUGCCGAUCAGAGAGAUUGAAGCUGCUCGUACGCCGCAAGUGAUGCGGCUGGCCAAGAUGACUUACGAUGAACGCUCUCCACGUUUUCUGCGUCACCUUCAGGCUCUCGACCACCCAAGCAAAAGCAACUGGACAAACGCUGAGCGCAUCUGCUCGGAGAUGACGGCUACUGAAAAAGAUUACGUGUCUGACAUUACGGGGCUAGUGGAGCGCUUUCUAGAUCCGCUAGCUGCUUUCGCUGACAAAUAUUGCAAGACAAAAGAGGAGCUCCCGGCUUUUACAGCCCUUCGGUGUGCUGCACAUGUUAUCCUUGGAGUUCACAAAGAGCUACUGAAGCUCAUGGAGCCGCCUCAACAGCGCCGCUUUUUCACCUUUUCAAACACAAACAAUUUUGGAUCUGGCCCACUGGAAGCUGUGACCCGCGUCACUAAUGCAUUUGCUUCCACGAUUGAGUAUAUGAAGGUGUAUGCUAUCUACUGCGCCAAUUACUUACCUGCUACUGAAGAACUGAAGGCACAUGCUAAACUUCUGGAUGCCUUCACGCUAUCUCAAGCGGAUCCGGACAACAUCGAAGCGUUUGACGCUGUAUCCGACCUCAUCAAGCCUGUGCAGCGGAUCUGUCGAUACUCACUGCUGUUUCACUCACUUGUGCAGAAUGCCACAUGUCCUGAGGAAGUUGAACUGGCGAAGGAGGCGUUGGAGAGCGUUCAGCGCGUCUCUGAUCUCGUCAACGCUCGUGUCCGAGACGCCGAGCACAACGUACGUUUGCUGUCUAUCAAUGACAGCAUCGACAACGCCAAGCUUUCCUCCAAGUUGGAGCUGUUACGUCCGGGGCGUAAACUGCUUUAUGAAAUGCCAGCAGCUGUGCAGGUGAUGGAUCGGAGAGCACGUUUAGCCCGAGUGCUCCACUUGCGUUCCACAAGGUUUGAUCAGAACAGGUCGACUCAACAGCCCCACUGCGAUACGUCUAGUGUGAACAGCGAGAUGGAGCUACUUGCAGCUAACAGUGAGAGCGAGAGAGAAGAGUCUGCUUUGAGAGACAGUCUCAACUCAAAUGGCCAAGAGCGCAACAAAGACCGACAACGCGUUAUCCUGUUGUCAGAUGCGCUGUUAAUAGCUCGACGAAGCAACUCCUAUCUGCGUGUUCGUCGACACAUUUGUCUUUCGUGUGCUACAGUAGUUGAAGCUCAGGAGACAGACGAUGAUGCCGAUGGCCCCGUUUCGAGUACAAAGUCCUUCGCCCUUCUGGCAUCGAAGACUGGGCGUUGCAAUUGCCAUAACUUGAGUCCGAGUACACUUAAGAGACCCGUUAAGAGACGGUAUUCCCUUUCGAGAAGCACCUCACAACUAACAGCCGAAGGCGAUUCUUUGGAUACGCCGUCGCCGCCUCAACCAAGACUAAACCGUAACGCGCGGCAGUAUAUUGUACACUGCGAGAGCGAGCAGAAGAAAAAGGAAUUCAUCAAGUUGCUUCGAAAUGCCAUAGCACAAAACGCUCGCUGUGGGGAGCCACCACGUUCGUGUGUCAGUAUCGCAGCUACGAAUUUGUCAGUAAAGCUGUGGCAGUCCAUCAAGCAGCGAGACUUCUCGCACACAUUCUCCUUAGGCUACGGCAGCUUAUUGCGUCGCCAUGCGAACGCUGACUGCAAUAACGAAGCGGUUAAUGGCAGCACAGACGAGUCCAACUCGGACCAAAACGAGCGUCUCCUUCGAUCAUCUCGAUCAGCAACGUCAGGAGCUGCGUAA